AUGAAAACCGAAAUAACAACACCUUCUGUUUUACAAGAAAUUGAAAAUUUUGUUCGGAAGACGGACACGCAAAAUGAAAAAUUUUCAACAAUUGGUUGUCAACGUUUUGCCAUUUAUUUAUGUGAUCAAUAUUUAGUUAAUUAUGAUUCACAACAUACUGGAAUAAACAUGUCUGGUGUUAUUAUAGGACGAAAUGUAAUAGGUGAAAUAAUUUCGUCUAAAACAGAACCAAAAGAUAUUAUUGUUAAAUGUGAAUAUGAUGGUAUAAAAUAUCCGUGUGUUCUAAUCACAACACCAUUAAAACAAUUUAAAUCUUUUAUACCCGGACAAUUAAUUCAAUUUGAUCUCAUUGAACAUAAACAUUAUCAUGAAUGUAUUAAUAUUAAAUUAGUUGAUGACACCAACAAUCACGAAAAUGUACAGACAUCUAAUAUUGUUGAAAAAGAAGAUGAAGUCGACGAAGAUAUAGUUGAAAAUUUCGAUACAUUAUCAACUUGUACUGAUAUUACAGAAAAUAUUAACGGUCAACGUGUGCCAUUCAGAGUAAUAACAACAUUACCAUCAAAUCCACAUAUUGGAAAAACUAUUCGACAGAUUAAUAGAAAUAGUCAGAGGACGAAUACAACAAUGACAAUAGUGGAUAAUGAUCUAAUUGAUCAACAAUUAUGUAAAAUAUCAUCAAUAGAUAUAUUUUCAGCUGUUACUAUGGGCGAUGUUGAAACUGUUCUCUGGCUACUUAACCAUUACCCACAUUUAUCUUCUGUUCGUGAUGUUUGGUCUCGUACACCAUUGCAUUAUAUGUGUCGUCAAGGUUAUACAAUAAUGAUUCAAUCAUUAUUAUCAAUACAAAUGUGUAAUGUGAAUGCAAUGGAUUCAAAUGGAAUUAUCCCACUACGUGAAGCAGUUGAAUUUAAUCAAUUAGAUUGUGUUCAUUUAUUGUUACAACGAAAUGCUGAUCCAAAUAUAAAAGAUAAAAAUGGACGAACAUGUUAUCAUUUGGCAGCAAUGAAAGGUUAUUGUGAUAUAUUAGAAUUAAUUUUACCAUAUUGUAAAGAUAUUAAUGUUAAAGAUUUGGAAAAUACAACAUCAUUAUAUAAAGCAACAUAUUAUGAAAUGUAUGAUGCAGUUAAACUUCUAAUCAAUUGGGGUGCUUCAAUUGAAAAAUCAUCCAUUCGUAACCAUACAAUUGCUCAAAUGUUGGCAAAGCAAAAACAAUAUGAUCUUUUGAAACUUGUUUUCUUAGCACGAAUACAUACAACAAAUGAAUCGUGGCUAAAUGAAAACACUACUAGUACAUCUUUUUCUAUGAGAUCACCAUUAACCAUUGUAAAAAUUGAUGAUGAUAAAUUAAUACAAUGGUUAUUAAAACAACAAACACAAAUACCAAGUUUACUAUUAUGUUGUAUAAGAAAAAUUCGAUUUAAUUUAGCAGGACGACAACGACAACAAUCAAUAGAAAAAAAUAUAAAUGAACAUUUGAUAAUGUUAUCGAAAAAUUUAAAAGAUAAUUUGUUAUUAAAAAAUUUAGUAGAGAAAUGA
Didymodactylos carnosus is the source of this 1539-nucleotide messenger RNA. The record is from the annotation of a GenBank genome assembly. Lineage: Eukaryota; Metazoa; Rotifera; Eurotatoria; Philodinida; Philodinidae.